Molecule: messenger RNA, 1227 nt
Organism: Microdochium trichocladiopsis
Lineage: Eukaryota; Fungi; Ascomycota; Sordariomycetes; Xylariales; Microdochiaceae
Product: alpha-methylacyl-CoA racemase
Exons: 2
Coding region: 1-1227 (408 amino acids)
Molecular function (GO): catalytic activity
Source: RefSeq, a predicted model, not a curated record
AUGGCAGGCGAGGCCCCGUUGGCCGGCCUCAGGGUCCUCGAGUUUGCCGGAUUGGCCCCUGGUCCCUUUGCUGGCGUCCUUCUGGCCGACGCGGGAGCCAAUGUGCUGCGCAUUGACCGAGCCGUCCCAGGCAAGACACAUACCGCCGGCAAGCAGGGUCCACUCACCCCGGACAUGCUCGCCCGCUUCAAGUCGUCCAUUGCCGUGAAUCUCAAGUCGCCCUCGGGCAUCGCCCUGAUCAAAGAGCUCGCCAAGACGGCCGACGUCAUCAUCGACCCCUUCCGCCCGGGGGUGCUCGAGAAGCUCGGCCUGGGGCCCGAGGUCCUCGGCGCCAUCAACCCGCGCAUCAUCUACGGCCGCAUGACGGGCUUCCGCCGCGACGGCAGGUACGCAGCCAUGGCCGGCCACGACAUCAACUACCUCGCCGUCUCUGGCGCGCUGUCCCUGCUCGGCCGCGACGGCGAGAAGCCUCACCCGCCGUGGAACAUCCUCGCCGACUUUGCGGGCGGCGGCGCCGUGCUGUUCCAGGGCGUCCUGAUGGCCGUGAUUGCCCGCCAGCGCACGGGCAAGGGCCAGGUCGUGGAGGCCAACAUGGUCGACGGCGCCGCAUACCUCGCCUCGUUCCCGCGCAUGGCCCUCAAGACGCCCCUCGGCGACCACGGCCGCGGCAGGAACCAGCUCGACGGCGGGUGUCCCUUCUACGACACCUACGAGACCAGGGACGGCAGGUACAUGUCCGUCGGCGCCCUGGAGCCGCAGUUCUACAGCGUCCUCGUGGCAGGGCUCGGCCUGGCCUCGCACCCCUGGGCCGACGAGUCCCGGCGAAACGACCGCGCGACCUGGCCGGACAUGCGGGCCGCCUUCGAGGCCGCCUUCAAGGCAAAGACCCGCGCCGAGUGGGAGGCCGUCUUUGACGGCACGGACGCCUGCUGCACCCCGGUCCUCGAGUUCCCGGAGCUCGAGUCCCAGGUCGGCCGCGAGGGCGACCAGCGGCCCGUCGUGACGCUGCGCGACACCCCGAUGCUCGCGGUCGACCGGAAAGCCACGAGCCCGGCGUGGCAGGGUCAGGGCCCUGGUGUGCAAGGCGAUGGGUACGAGGGCUCGCCGCUGGGCGCUGGGCAGGGCGGCGAGGAGGCGCUGGAGAAGUGGUUCGGCCUGAAGCGGGGCAGGGGUUAUGAUGUCGAGAAUGGCGGGCUGGUGGUUUCAAAGAGGAAAGCGAAGCUAUAG